Coffea arabica (coffee) is the source of this 462-nucleotide messenger RNA. The record is from RefSeq and is a predicted model, not a curated record. Lineage: Eukaryota; Viridiplantae; Streptophyta; Magnoliopsida; Gentianales; Rubiaceae.
AUGGAGGACAGAAUCAUUGAGUUUGAGGAUGCAGCUGAGACAGUACUGGGCCUUCUUGGCGUACCAAACCUAGACCCAGGCAGAAAGGUUCUGAAUAACCCUCAAGUUGAAUAUCAUUUUGUCACUCGCAUAUUUGUUAGUGUUUCGAAGGAUUACAACAAGAAAGAAGUGCUUCUUAGUAUACUAAGUACCUUCAUCAAGGACAUUAGGGAUCGUAACAUGUCGGUGCAAGAAUUAGUUGCUGAGGUCCGAGAGACACUGAAGUACAAGUAUUUGAUUGUCAUGGACGAUGUUUGGAAUACAAAAGCAUGGGAAGAUCUCAAGGAUGCUUUUCCAGAUCAUAACAAGGGCAGUAGGGUGUUGAUAACUACUCGACAAGAGUCUGUGGCCAAGCGUGUUGCAACAAAGACUGAUCCCUAUCCAUGGCAAUUAUGCAGCAAGAAGAAGCUGAAGAAUUACUGA